UCUAUGCAAUUUUGCCUCGCAAGUAAUCGAGGCGAAGAAGAACUCGAUCGAUCGAAACUUCACGUUACCGUCCUCGUCGCCUUCGCUGAUCGCAAUCGGAUUCCAUGGCGACGACCGGGAACAGCAGUAUCAACGCCAAGCUCGUCCUGUUAGGUGAUAUGGGCGCGGGGAAGUCCAGCCUCGUUCUUCGGUUCGUCAAGGGGCAGUUCCUCGAGUUCCAGGAGUCCACUAUUGGCGCGGCAUUCUUCUCGCAGAUGUUGGCGGUGGGUGAUGCCACGGUGAAGUUUGAGAUUUGGGACACGGCCGGGCAGGAGAGAUAUCACAGCUUGGCUCCCAUGUACUACAGAGGAGCCGCGGCGGCGAUCAUCGUAUAUGAUAUCUCUAGCUCGGAAUCAUUUGAGAGAGCAAAAAAGUGGGUGCAAGAGCUGCAAAAACAAGGUAAUCCAACUAUGGUGAGAGCUCUUGCAGGAAAUAAAUGUGAUUUGCAGGAUAAAAGAAAGGUGACAACUGAGGAAGCAUGUACAUAUGCUGAGGAGAAUGGUCUUUUCUUUCUGGAAACUUCCGCUAAAACAGCCAUCAAUGUGAAUGACAUAUUUUAUGAAAUAGCUAGAAGAUUACCUCGUGCUCAACCAGCCCAACAGCCAGCAGGAAUUGAUCUUGCAAAUAGACCAGCUGAAAGAUCACAAGCUUCAUCAUGCUGCUCUUAGGCUAGUGCUGUCAAAGCGCAUCGAGAGGGUUCAAUAAUUAGAAGCGUCAUGGGUAAUUAGUUUGUGUGCUGAAGGAUUUAAAGCUAACAAGUGUCACGGGUUUCUGCAGCCUCCGUAAUUGGGCUCGUUGGGGUACACCCUGUAAAUGUCCUAUUGUGUACUUAAUCUAUACCUAUAGGUAAAUGUUCUGUUGAAUAUUGUCGUUGAUGCUAAACGGAGCUAAUCGAUAAAUUGAUAUUCUUAGUACA
Messenger RNA from Musa acuminata AAA Group (dessert banana), 955 nucleotides. RefSeq names its product ras-related protein RHN1-like. The transcript has 8 exons. Lineage: Eukaryota; Viridiplantae; Streptophyta; Magnoliopsida; Zingiberales; Musaceae. The coding region runs from base 105 to 707 and encodes 200 amino acids. The record is from RefSeq and is a predicted model, not a curated record. Gene Ontology annotation, molecular function: GTPase activity; GTP binding. Gene Ontology annotation, cellular component: endosome; Golgi apparatus.